Molecule: messenger RNA, 10591 nt
Organism: Salvelinus fontinalis (brook trout)
Lineage: Eukaryota; Metazoa; Chordata; Actinopteri; Salmoniformes; Salmonidae
Product: cytoskeleton-associated protein 2-like
Exons: 9
Coding region: 78-2960 (960 amino acids)
Cellular component (GO): centrosome; cytosol; mitotic spindle
Source: RefSeq, a predicted model, not a curated record
UUCAAACUAGACCACGAACUUGAUGAAGUCGGUUUGUUUAUGUUAGCAAACCAUAACUUCUAUUCCACUAAAAUAGCAUGUCUCAAGUGACUAGAUUACAAAUAGAAAUGGACGCGGAAGAAAUGGUUGCCCAACUUAACAGAAAAGAAUUGCGCAAGCAGCAGUUGAUAGAGUACUUAGCAGCAAAAGGAAGACUGAAGCCACCAAACCCAAAACCUUAUCUUCGAGAUGCCGUUAAAGCAAAGCAGAUCACCAUGUCUACCGUGAAGGAUGAUCUGGACCCGGGAAAAGAGAACCAGGGUCCAAAUCCCCUCAAGAUGAAAAAGGGAACGGUGAAGGUUCAACCUCUGAUGGCCAACGCCGUUUCCCAAACCACUGGCACCUUCUGCAGUACCACCAACAAACAGAUCUCUGCCAACGGUCUCCUCUCUGCAGCAUCGAGUACCGCACGUCUCAACGUGCUCAAAGGCUUGACAAAGCCUUCUGCGGUUGCCCCAAGUCACUCAACCAGCCUGAAGACGGCUCCAGACAGAUCACAAUCCACUGUCCCUACCAAAAGAUGCCCAGGCACCACCAACCAACCCAGAACCCAGCCUAAUCUAGCUGUUAAAGUCAGCAACACACGCCCUAGCUCAGCCAAACCCCUGGCAAACGCUGGUAGAACACAUUCAGCCAACACAACCAGACCAAAGCCAAAUAUUACUGGGAAACCCGCUAACACACUCCGCACAGCCAGCACGCGGCCCAACACAGCCAGCACGCGGCCCAACACAGCCAGCACGCGGCCCAACACAGCCAGCACGCGGCCCAACACAGCCAGCACGCGGCCCAACACAGCCAGCACGCGGCCCAACACAGCCAGCACGCGGCCCAACACAGCCAGCACGCGGCCCAACACAGCCAGCACGCGGCCCAACACAGCCAGCACGCGGCCCAACACAGCCAGCACGCGGCCCAACACAGCCAGCACGCGGCCCAACACAGCCAGCACGCGGCCCAACACAGCCAGCACGCGGCCCAACACAGCCAGCACGCGGCCCAACACAGCCAGCACGCGGCCCAACACAGCCAGCACGCGGCCCAACACAGCCAGCAGUGCCAGAAUGAGUCCGAGCACAAUGGUUAAAACCAAGACAGGCCUUGUGUCUGUCCAGAUGCAGCCUAGAAGCACCACCGUCCCUGCUCCAGCAUCAGCCUCCUUCACCCCCUUGGCCUUGAACAGAGCAUGCCCAAGCACCAGCCCAGUCCCAGCUGUGACCCAAAAGCCACCAGUUACUGCUCAGAGGAGAAGGAAUCCCUUCACUGGCGUGAGUGAGACUAACCAGAGGACAACUGCCUUGGCUGUGGACAAUGGGCAAAGGAGAAGCCAAGCUGUGAGUAGGACUGAUUCCACACCACUCCCAGAGAGAUCCAGUAAACCAGCAGGUCAGAGACAACCUGUCACUGGACCUAAACCCAUCAUCCAAGGCCCUACUGGUCCUGGGCACAAGACUGCAGCUACGAAGCCAGGUAAUAAAAGGACAACCAAAACCUCUCCCAGAGUUUCCAUUCAAGAAGUUGAGUGUAUUCAGAGGGCUGCAUCACAGCACAGGGCUGAGGCUAGAGGAGCAGGAGCCAGCACUCGGAUAUGGAAGGCUGCCUCUCGAGCUUCCACCGGGAUAACAGGAAACCAAUGGCAGAACACGGCUCUGAGUAGGGCCAUGCAUGCAGCUGUGGCUGCGAUGGGACAGAAAAGCAGCAGCGAGGAAAACCGAGGCAUGGUGGAGAGCGGGUGGGCAGACACUGACACCAAGAAUGAACCCAAUGCUCCAUCGCCCUCAUCAACAUCUCCGGCGUGUUGGCCUAGGCCUCACAGCAGCACAGUAAAUGGUGUGUGGCUCCCCCAGACGGUGCCUCGCUCUGCCAAAAAGUCCAGCCAUGGCCAGGAGGAGGUGGGGUGGGAGGCUGGUGUUGGCCUUAAGACACCCAGAGACCAGGCCAGGGUCGUGCCCAAGACAGAGGGCCGCAGGAAGAUGACAGUUGCCCAGGAAGAGAGAAUGCAGAAGCUCCAGGAAUGGCGUGAGAACAGGGGCAUCUCCUACAAGCGUCCCCCCAUGCCGGUGAGGCCUCCUCGGGUGCGGCGCACCUUGGCCCUCCCUCAGGCUUAUUGGGACGGUAUGGAGGAGGAAGUUGAGGCCAGGUGUCUGGUUGAAGCUGUGGACCGGUGUCUGGCUGACUGCAUCAAGUUGCUGAAUGAGGGCUGCCUGUCCUCCCAGGUGCAGGAGAUGCUGUCCACUGUGCCCAUGGCUGAGAAGUUCUCCAAGUACUGGAUCUGCCAGGCCCGUCUGAUGGAGCGCCAGGGCAACCUGGAGGUUCUGCCGCUGUUUGAAGAGGCUGUACGAGUGGUGUUAGAGCCAGUGGAUGAGCUGCGGACUGUUGUGUUUGAGAUGCUGAAAAAGAAGGAAGACACACAAGGUCAGUCUACCGUAGCAUCGGAGCAGGAGCCUGUAAGAGAGCAGGAUGACGUUAUGGAGCUUCACUCUACACCAGACCCCAUGGCCACACCCACAGCCGUCAAAGCACUGAUCCGUGGUGACCGAGGAGGCUCGUCUGUGGUCAAGUACAAGAUCACCGCCACUCCAGGUGGUUUCAGGAGCCAGAAGAGGGAGGCGGCGGUGGCCCGCGUGUUGGACGGACAGGAGCUGAGAUUCUUCACCCCCGUCAGGCGCUCAGUGAGGAUCGAGAAGUCCGCGCUCUGCUACCCCGCCUCCCUGCAGGAGCACGACCUAUGUGUGGCCUCCUUCAAUGACCUGAUGGCCCAGCAGGAUGAGAGAGAGGGGGAAGGAGAGAGGGAGGGAGACGAAGAGGGGGGAGGCAGCGCCGGGCCCGUCCCAAACGGUCAUCUGUACGUGUACAGAGAGAACGGUGCGCUGAGAGACAAGGUCAACAUCCAGCUGGUCUACGCUGAGGAAGAAGACUAACGGGCUGUGUCCUAGUAGUGUAAAAUGGCUUCCUCUCCUGCUUUACCCUGAUCUACUAGUACAGGAAUAGGGAGGUCCUGGAUAUGGUGCUCACCAUCUGGGAAUGUAGCUUACACCUGUCCAGUUGUAUGUCCUUCAGUGCAUGGUCACGUUCCUUAGUGGCGAGCUGUAGUAAAACAAACCGUUCUGAAAGACACCUGGGGGAUGAGUUUGUCAAUCUAAACUUUUCUGUACAGAAUCCUGCAGGAAGAGCCUGUCUAUCCAUCUGUCUGUGUUAACAGGGGACAAUGUCUGUCUGGAGGACAUGCACAGAUGGGUUUCCAACUUGACAGUUACUCAUUUGUAUGUCAAACCAAAAGCAUCCAUUGACUUUUUAGAUGGACUUUUGUUUUUUAAUGCAAACUGUAGUAAGGUUUUUUUUUAUUAUUUUUUUAAGAUUGUACAUACAGUUGAAGUCAGAAGUUUACAUACACUUAGGUUGGAGUCAUUAACUAGUUUUUCAACCACUCCGCAAAUUUCUUGUUAACAAACUAUAGUUUUGGCAAGUCUGUUAGGACAUCUAAUUUGUGCAUGACAAGUAAUUUUCCAACAAUUGUUUACAGACAGAUUAUUUCACUUAUAAUUCACUGUAUCACAAAUCCAGUGGGUCAGAAGUUUACAUACACUACGUUGACUGUGCCUUCAAACAGCUUGGAAAAUUCCAGAAAAUGACGUGAUGGCUUUAGGAACUUCUGUUAGGCUAAUUGACAUAAUUUGAGUCAAUUGGAGGUGCACCUGUGGAUGUAUUUCAAGGCCUACCUUCAAACUCAGCGCCUCUUUGCUUGACAUCAUGGGAAAAUCCAAAGAAAUCAGCCAAGACCCCCAAUUUUUGUAGACCCUAAGUCUGGUUCAUCCUUGGGAGCAAUUUUCAAAUGCCUGAAGGUACCACGUUCAUCUGUACAAACAAUAGUACGCAUGUAUAAACACCAUGGGACCACGCAGCUGUCAUACCGCUCAGGAAGGAGACGCGUUCUGUCUCCUAGAUAUGAACGUACUUAGGUGCGAAACGUGUAAUCAAUCCCAGAACAACAGCAAAGGACCUUGUGAAGAUGCUGGAGGAAACAGGUACAAAGUAUCUAUAUCCACAGUAAAAACGAGUCCUUAUCGACAUAACCUGAAAGGCCGCUCAGCAAGGAAGAAGCCACUGCUCCAAAACCACCAUAAAAAAGCCAGACUACGGUUUGCAACAAAAGCUGAAGAACACCAUCCCAACUGUGAAGCACGGAGGUGGUAACAUCAUCUUGUGGGGGUGCGUUGCUGCUGGAGGGAUUGGUGCACUUCACAAAAAAAAGAUGGCAUCAUGAGGUAGGAAAAGUAUGUGGAUAUAUGGGGGGGGGAAUUAUAUAGCCCUUCUUACAUCAGCUGAUAUCUCAAAGUGCUGUACAGAAACCCAGCCUAAAACCCCAAACAGCAAGCAGGUGUAGAAGCACAGUGGCUAGGAAAAACUCCCUAGAAAGGCCAAAACCUAGGAAGAAACCUAGAGAGGAACCAGGCUAUGAGGGGUGGCCAGUCCUCUUCUGGCAAUGCCGGGUGGAGAUUAUAACAGAACAUGGCCAAGAUGUUCAAAUGUUCACAAAUGACCAGCAUGGUCAAAUAAUAAUAAUCACAGUAGUUGUCGAGGGUGCAACAAGUUAGCACCUCAGGAGUAAAUGUCAGUUGGCUUUUCAUAGCCGAUCAUUAAGAGUAUCUCUACCGCUCCUGCUGUCUCUAGAGAGUUGAAAACAGCAGGACUGGGACAGGUAGCACGUCCGGUGAACAGGUCAGUGUUCCAUAGCUGCAGGCAGAACAGUUGAAACUGGAGCAGCAGCACGGCCAGGUGGACUGGGGACAGCAAGGUGUCAUCAUGCCAGGUAGUCCUGAGGCAUGGUCCUAGGGCUCAGGUCCUCCGAGAGAGAAAGAGAGAAUUAGAGAGAGCAUACUUAAGUUCACACAAGACACCGGAUAAGACAGGAGAAAUACUCCAGAUAUAACAGACUGACCCUAGCCCCCCGACACAAACUACUGCAGCAUAAAUACUGGAGGCUGAGACAGGAGGGGUCAGGAGACACUGUGGCCCCAUCCGAUGAUACCCCCAGACAGGGCCAAACAGGCAGGAUAUCACCUCACCCACUUUGCCAAAUCACAGCCCCCAUACCACUAGAGGGAUUUCUUCAACCACCAACUUACCAUCCUGAGACAAGGCCGAGUAUAGCCCACAAAGAUCUCUGCCACGGCACAACCCAAGGGGGGGCGCCAACCCAGACAGGAAGAUCACGUCAGUGACUCAACCCACUCAAGUGAUGCACCCCUCCUAUGGACGGCAUGGAAGAGCACUAGUAAGCCAGUGACUCCGCCCCUGUAAUAGGGUUAGAGGGGGAGAAUCCCUGUGGGGAGAGGGGAACCGGCCAGGCAGAGACAGCAAGGGCGGUUCGUUGCACCAGAGCCUUUCCGUUCACCUUCACACUCCUGGGCCAGACUACACUCAAUCAUAUGACCCACUGAAGAGAUGAGUCUUCAGUAAAGACUUAAAAGUUGAGACCGAGUCUGCGUCUCUCACAUGGGUAGGCAGACCAUUCCAUAAAAAUUGAGCUCUAUAGGAGUAAGCCCUGCCUCCAGCUGUUUGCUUAGAAAUUUGAGGGACAAUUAGGAGGCCUGCGUCUUGUGACCGUAGCGUACGUGUAGGUAUCUACGGCAGGACCAAAUCGGAAAGAUAGGUAGGAGCAAGCCCAUGUAAAGCUUUGUAGGUUAGCAGUAAAACCUUGAAAUCACCCCUUGCCUUAACAGGAAGCCAGUGUAGGGAGGCUAGCACUGGGGUAAUAUGAUCAAAUUUUUGGGUUCUAGUCAGGAUUCUAGCAGCCGUAUUUAGCACUAACUGAAGUUUAUUUAUUGCUUUAUCCGGGUAGCCGGAAAGUAGAGCAUUGCAGUAGUCUAACCUAGAAGUAACAAACGCAUGGAUUAAUUUUUCUGCAUCAUUUUUGGACAAAGUUUUAGAUUUUUGCAAUGUUACGUAGAUGGGAAAAAGCUGUCCUUGAAACAGUCUUGAUAUGUUCGUCAAAAGAGAGAUCAGGGUCCAGAGUAACGCCGAGGUCCUUCACAGUUUUAUUUGAGAUGACUGUACAACCAUCAAGAUUAAUUGUCAGAUUCAACAGAAGAUCUCUUUGUUUCUUGGGACCUAAAACAAGCAUCUCUGUUGUCUGAGUUUAAAAGUAGAAAGUUUGCAGCCAUCCACUUCCUUAUGUCUGAAACACAGGCUUCCAACGAGGGAAAUUUUGGGGCUUCACCAUGUUUCAUUGAAAUGUACAGCUGUGUGUCAUCCGCAUAGCAAUGAAAGUUAACAUUAUCUUUUCGAAUGACAUCCCCAAGAGGUAAAAUAUAUAGUGAAAACAAUAGUUGUCCUAAAACGGAACCUUGAGGAACACCGAAAUUUACAGUUGAUUUGUCAAACAAACCAUUCACAGAGACAAACUGAUAUCUUUCCGACAGAUAAUAUCUAAACCAGGCCAGAACCUGUCCAUGUAGACCAAUUUGGGUUUCCAAUCUCUCCAAAAGAAUGUGGUGAUCGAUGGUAUCAAAAGCAGCACUAAGGUCUAGGAGCACGAGGACAGAUGCAGAGCCUCGGUCUGACGCCAUUAAAAGGUAAUUUACCACCUUCACAAGUGCAGUCUCAGUGCUAUGAUGGUGUCUAAAACCAAACUGAAGCAUUUUGUAUACAUUGUUUGACUUCAGGAAGGCAACAGCUUUUUGUAAAAUUUUAGAGAGGAAUGGAAGAUUCGAUAUAGGCCGAUAGUUUUUUUUAUAUUUUCUGGGACAAGGUUUGGCUUUUUCAAGAGAGGCUUUAUUACUGCAACUUUUAGUGAGUUUGGUACACAUUUGAUUAUUUUCAUCAUUGUGUCAAGAGACAUAGUACUAAAACACUUGAGUGUCUCCCUUGAUCCUAGGUCCUGGCAGAGUUGUGCGGACUCAGGACAACUGAGCUCUGUAGGAAUACGCAGAUUUAAAGAGGAGUCCGUAAUUUGCUUUCUAAUGAUCAUGUUCGAUUCCUCAAAGAAGUUCAUGAAUUUAUUACUGCUGAAGUGAAAGCCAUCCUCUCUUGGGGAAUGCUGCUUUUUAGUUAGCUUUGCAACAGUAUCAAAAAUACAUUUUGGAUUGUUCUUAUUUUCCUCAAUGAAGUUGGAAAAAUAGGAUGAUCGAGCAGCAGUGAGGGCUCGUCGAUACUGCACAGUACUGUCUUUCCAAGCUAGUCGGAAGACUUCCAGUUGUGUGUGGCACCAUUUCCGUUCCAAUUUUCUGGAAGCUUGCUUCAGAGCUCGGGUAUUUUCUGUAUACCAGGGAGCUAGUUUCUUAUGACAAAUGUUUUUAGUUUUUAGGGGUGCAACUGCAUCUAGGGUAUUGCGCAAGGUUGAAUUGAGUUCCUCAGUUAGGUCGUUAACUGAUUUUUGUCCUCUGACGUCCUUGGGUAGGCAGAGGGAGUCUGGAAGGGCAUCAAGGAAUCUUUGGGUUGUCUGAGAAUUUAUAGCACGACUUCUAAUGCUCCUUGGUUGGGGUCUGAGCAGAUUACUUGUUGCGAUUGCAAACGUAAUAAAAUGGUGGUCCGAUAGUCCAGGGUUAUGAGGAAAAACAUUAAGAUCUACAACAUUUAUUCCAUGGGACAAAACUAGGUCCAGAGUAUGACUGUGGCAGUGAGUAGGUCCAGAGACAUGUUGAACAAAACCCACUGAGUCGAUGAUGGCUCCAAAAGCCUUUUGGAGUGGGUCUGUGGACUUUUCCAUGUGAAUUUUAAAGUCACCAAAUAUUGGAGUAUUAUCUGCUUAUGACUACAAGGUCCGAUAGGAAUUCAGGGAACUCAGUGAGGAAUGCUGUAUAUGGCCCAGGAGGCCUGUAAACAGUAGCUAUAAAAUGUGAUUGGGUAUGCUGCAUAGAUUUCAUGACUAGAAGCUCAAAAGACGAAAACGUUAAAAAAAAACAUUUAAAUUUGUUAUCGUUAAUGUUAGCAACACCUCCGCCUUUGCGGGAUUCACGGGGAAUAUGGUCACUAGUGUAACCAGGAGGUGAGGCCUCAGGAGGUGAGGUAUCACAAUCUCUUUCAAUAAUGACAGGAAUGGAGGAGGUCUUUAUUCCAGUGAGAUUGCUAAGGCGAACACCGCCAUGUUUAGUUUUGCCCAACCCAGGUCGAGGCACAGACACGGUCUUAAUGGGGAUAGCUGAGCUGACUACACUGACUGUGCUAGUGACAGACUCCACUAAGUUGGCAGGGUGGCUAACAGCCUGCUGCCUGGCCUGCACCCUAUUUCAUUGUGGAGUUAGAGGAGUUAGAGCCCUGUCUAUGUUGGUAGAUAAGAUGAGAGCACCCCUCCAGCUAGGAUGGAGUCCGUCACUCCUCAACAGGCCAGGCUUGGUCCUGUUUGUGGGUGAGUCCCAGGAAGAGGGCCAAUUAUCUACAAAUUCUAUCUUUUGGGAGGGGCCGAAAACAGUUUUCAACCAGCGAUUGAGUUGUGAGACUCUGCUGUAGAGCUCAUCACUCCCCCUAACUUGGAGGGGGCCAGAGACAAUUACUCGAUGCCGACACAUCUUUCUAGCUGAUUUACACGUUGAAGCUAUGUUGCGCUUGGUGACCUCUGACUGUUUCAUCCUAACAUCGUUGGUGCCGACGUGGAUAAUCGUCUCAGAAAUAUAACACUCUUAUAAGAACUUGUGAGUUCAACAUAGGCUUUUUAAUACAAUGUAUCACAAGCCGUGUCAGUCCGCGGAAAGACCACCUUUCCUAAGCCCUGGCUCUGUUUUUAUACACAAACAGUAUAUCAGUCCAUUACAGACGCACAUUAAGUCACUACUCAUAAGUCAUAUGUUACCAUUGUCUUUCACUUUCAGGCUUCCUGCUUGUUCAUGCCCAAUAAUGCCUGUAUCCGCUCUUGAUUAGAUUACAAUGGUGCCAGGACCUUCUCAGUGUCCUAAUAUAAAUAUGUAUUAUGCCUAUAGUCCAUAUGUUGGUCAUUUGGCUGGCCCCCUCUUUUGUAUGUCCCUCUGACCUUGGAAUCUCCAGCUUUUCUAUGCAUUUAUGGCCUUGCUUUAUUUUCCUAGACAGUAGACCAUGUACUUUAAGCUUACCUAAGCCUUUAUAAUGGCUUUGGCCAUUAUGUCUUAGUUUCCUGUUUUUACCAGCCUGUAUCCAUUCACUUCCACAGUGGCAACUUGGAUAACAAAAUCUCUAUAUCCUCGCCAGCUUUAUCUUUUGCCAGCACCAUCUUCAGAUUAGCCUUAACGUCGGUAGCCCUGCUCCCUUGUAAACAAUGUAUGAUCGCUGGAUGAUUCGUUUUAAGUCUAAUACUGCGCGUAAUGGAUUCGCCGCUGACUAGGGUUUUCAAUUUGUCAGAGCUAAUGGUGGGAGCCUUCGGUGUCUCAGACCCCAUAACGGGAGGAGUAGAGACCAGAGAAGGCUCGGCCUCUGACUCGCUGCUUAACGGGGAGAACCGGUUGAAAGUUAUUGUCGGCUGAAUGAGCGACACCGGUUGAGCAUUCCUACAGAAUUUCCCUACAGAAGCCAUGAGAAAGUUGUCCGGCUGCGGGGACUGUGCGGGGGGAUUUAUACUAACGUUACUAUCUGUACUUACUGGUGGCACAGACGCUGUUGCCCUUGACUAACGAUUGCGUCUGAAGCUGGGCUUGCAGCACAGCUAUCCUCGCCGUAAGGCGAUCGCUCUCCUGUAUAUUUUGAGUACAGCGACUGCAAUUAGAAGGCAUCGUGUUAAUGUUACUGCUUAGCUUCGGCUGUAGGAGGUCCUGACGAACCAUGUCCGGAUAAAACGUCCGGAGUGAAAAAGUUAAAUGAAAAAAAGUUGAGUGAGGGAAAACUAAAAAUAUAAACGGUAAUUAAAAAGUAAAAACCGUAAAGUUGUCAGGUAGCAAAGUAAGGUUGGCAACAAAACGCACAGCAGCACGUAAACAAGUCUGCAAGUUGUGACCAGAAAUCAAAAGCAAUAUCUCAAGACAUCAGUCAGGAAGUUAAAGCUUGCUCGCAAAUGGGUCUUCCAAAUGGACAAUGACCCCAAGCAUACUUCCAAAGUUGUGGCAAAAUGGCUUAAGGACAACAAAGUCAAGGUAUUGGAGUAGCCAUCACAAAGCCCUGACCUUAAAUCCUAUAGAAAAUGUGUGGGCAGAACUGAAAAAGCGUGUGCGUGCAAGGAGGCCUACAAACCUGACUCAGUUACACCAGCUCUGUCGGGAGGAAUGGGACAAAAUUCACCCAACUUAUUGUGGAAAGCUUGUGGAAGACUACCAGAAACAUUUGACCCACGUUAAACAAUUUAAAGGCAAUGCUACCAAAUACUAAUUGAGUGCAUGUAAACUUCUGACCCACCUGAAUUGGGAUGAAAGAAAUAAAAGCUGAAAUAUAUAAUUCCUUCUACUAUUAUUCAGACAUUUCACAUUCUUAAAAUAAAGUGAUGAUCCUAACUGACCUAAAACAGAUUUUUUACAAGGAUUAAAUGUCAGGAAUUGUGAAAAACUGUGUUUAAAUAUAUUUGGUAUGUAAACUUCUGAAAUCAACUGUACCUGUUUUGUAUUUGAGGCAUGAAUGAUGUCUGUAUUUAUGUAUAAUAAAUAAUUAACUUUGGUAA